Molecule: messenger RNA, 810 nt
Organism: Acaulospora colombiana
Lineage: Eukaryota; Fungi; Glomeromycota; Glomeromycetes; Diversisporales; Acaulosporaceae
Source: the annotation of a GenBank genome assembly
AUGCCUCAGCCUCAAGUUUGUACGUUAUUCCACUGGUCCACCUCGAUUGAUGCUGACAAUACUAGCAUCUUGAAAGCAGAUUCGAACAAUGUCUUGAGCAGUUCUGGCCCGGGUAGGAAUUCCAAUCGUAUCCAAUCGAAAAAGCAGUUUGGGCACAAUACCGUAUUGGUGGCGGACAUCCGACACAUGCCUGCAGGAUCACCUGGCCCGCGCUCUGGACUACCCAAGUUUCCAACUGGCCAAGUGAGUAGACCCCUGAAAUUCUUUCCCAAAACUCAAUGUCACCUAGAUAAUGGUGAGAUUGAUAUCAUCGAGGGAGUAAACAACGGCAGAGACUGGGCAAGUAUCAUUAAUAUGAUGGUCCCUUGUGCCUUAUAUCAAACUUUAGCACCGCAGUUACGAAUGACUGCAAUUGGGCCGUCAAUAGCAACUCUGGUUGCGGUGUCACAGCAAAUAAGGGAAACUCUUAUGGACCAGGUUUCAAUCAAGCUGGUGGUGGAUGCGUGGUUCUGGUCUCGAUCGGAAGGAAAUAUACCUGCCGACGUGACCACUUCUGGGCAGACAGUCAUCAAUACAGAUAACUGGGGAACGCCUAUGGCAUUAUUUCCAAACACCCAAUGUGACCUUUCGUCCAAAUUUGGUCUGAACAACCAGUUUAUUGACAAUUGUGGUUUAGGUGGUGACUGGGCUGGAGGAGUGUAUUCCAAUAGUGGAUGCCCCGGCUCCUGCGUUGACUUUGUGAACAACAAUCCCUCCGCUUUUACUGAAGCUUAUUGGGACAUUGCGGCCAUCCGCAUGUAUGGUCAAUGA